Messenger RNA from Lineus longissimus, 8706 nucleotides. Its product is annotated as dual specificity mitogen-activated protein kinase kinase 1-like. Bases 161 to 1375 code for a protein of 404 amino acids. Lineage: Eukaryota; Metazoa; Nemertea; Pilidiophora; Heteronemertea; Lineidae. The record is from RefSeq and is a predicted model, not a curated record. Gene Ontology annotation, biological process: protein phosphorylation. Gene Ontology annotation, molecular function: protein kinase activity; ATP binding. The transcript has 12 exons.
UCGGGCAUUACGCGAAGAUCGGCGGAAAAUCGGAAGGCUAAGUUCUGGGGGUGUAGGGGCAAAUUUAGUGACUAUUUCCUUAUUUUGAGGACACGUUUGGCCGUAGGGAUAAGGCGAAUAGAUGACCCAGUGUUCGUGAUAAUCAGUCAUACGCCUAAAGAUGGCAAAGAACAUUUUUAAUCUGACACUGCCGCGAAUGGCGGUGGGUGCAGAAGAUACGCAAGAAUCAAAUGACAAGUCUCAGACAGCCAAUCUAGAUGCAUUGCAAAAGAAACUAGAGGAGUUAGAUAUAGAUGAACAGCAGAAGCAGCGUUUACAGACAUUUAUAACUCAAAAACGAAAAGUGGGGGAAUUGAAUUCAGAGGACUUUGAAAAACUGGGUGAAUUAGGUGCAGGCAAUGGAGGGGUUGUGACAAAAGUAUUGCACAAAACCUCCAAUCUUAUAAUGGCUAGAAAGCUCAUUCACUUAGAAAUCAAGCCUGCUGUCAGAAACCAGAUCAUCAGAGAACUAAAGGUGCUACAUGAAUGUAACUCUCCAUAUAUUGUGGGCUACUAUGGUGCAUUUUACAGUGAUGGUGAAAUAGGCAUUUGUAUGGAAUAUAUGAAUGGUGGCUCAUUAGAUUUAAUAUUAAAGAAAGCUGGUCGGAUUCCAGAGCCAAUUUUAGGAAUAAUGACGAGAGCUGUGUUAAGGGGCUUAGCGUACCUCCGAGAGAACCAUCAGAUUAUUCACAGAGAUGUGAAGCCUUCAAAUAUUUUAGUUAACUCAAGGGGAGAGAUCAAAAUCUGUGAUUUUGGAGUCAGCGGUCAGUUGAUAGAUUCCAUGGCAAAUUCCUUUGUAGGAACAAGAUCUUACAUGUCACCUGAGCGGUUACAGGGCAACCAUUAUACAAUACAGUCGGACAUCUGGAGUAUGGGCCUGUCCUUAGUAGAACUUGCCAUUGGGCGUUACCCAAUACCUCCACCUGAGGACAAAGACUUACAUGCCAUAUUUUCGGAUGAUGCUAUUGAAGAACACAUGACUGCAGCAAAAACUGGUAUGAAACUUAAAGGUCUCCCUGGACGGAUUGGUAGUGCAAAGUUUAAAUCAAGUUGCCCAGGAAAUUUCGAGAUUGUAAAUACAAGUGAUUGCCCGCAACCAAUGGCAAUCUUCGAACUCCUGGAGUAUAUAGUCAACGAGCCACCACCAAAAUUGCCGACAAAAGCAUUUUCCAAAGAAUUCCAAAAUUUCGUCAAUCUAUGUCUGGUUAAGAACCACAAGGAAAGGGCCGACCUUGGGACUUUGGUUGACCAUCCAUUCACAAUGAAAUAUGAUGAGAGUGAUGUUGAUAUCGGAUUGUGGGUCCGCAAACUGAUGAACAUAAAUGACGAGGCAUAGUUGGCAUGGCAUACAUGUAGUUAUGUGCAGCAGGAGCGCCCUCAAUUACAUCACACAGGAAUUACAACAGCAUUUUUUAGUCGUGAGGCAAUGGAAUUUAGAAGCGGAUGACAUUUGUGUCAGUAUUGUCAUUUGUCGCAUAUUAGUUAUGGGGCAGAUGAGUGCACUUUGUAAGUUGCUGUAAGAUGGAAUAGGAUCUCUCAUAUUGUUGGCAUUCAGUGAUGCAGGCAUCAACAUUUGCUGUUGCCUUUAUCUGACACCGUCACGAAAAGCCCUGUGGCUCUUGAUCUUGCAUGGUACUUCAGUCUGUGACAUUUGUCAUAACGUGGAUAACUUUAGAUACCAGUUGCCUUUGCCCAACACUGUUAUUCAAAAUGACGGUUGCUGUUAUAUGACACUGAUCUUUGUGAUAGCACUUGCCAUUACGUGAUCCUGGGUUAAGAACAUGUAGAAUGGCAGUAUCCAUCACAUGAUCCUCGAUUCAUUAGGAAGUUGCCAUUCAGCAACUCUGGUCUGUAAUGGUAGUAGCUGUCAAAAUACCAUCACACGAUCCUGGUCUUAUAAUGGCAGGAUUUGCCAGUACUUGAUCCUGGGUUCAUUAUAUCAUGAUUUGUCAGUGUAUAAUCCUGGGUUAUGAUAAAAAUAUAUACGCUCGCCGGUUAUAAUGAUGACGGUUGCCAUUGCUUGAACCAAGGUUUAUGAUGACACUUUUCACCUCGCACGCAUUCGUCAUCUGCAGCUGUAUCAUCCCUUCAAAUGAGAUAAUGUACAAGGAGGGCACCGUCCUUGCUCCAAGCUAUUUGCAUGAUGUAAUAGCUGUCUUAGUUGAUAAAAAAAUCAACAGAGCCAUGUCACUUGUGACAUCUGGUGAAAUUCCACUUGACAUCACCAGUGGUGUGUCUCUGUUGUUUUUCCAGGCACUAUCUGCUGUGACGUCAUGCGAGUCAUCUGAACCCAAAAUCUUGCAGGAUUUAUGAUACUUUGUUGGCUUACAAAUUAUCCACAUCCGCAGAAUGGAUGAUGCAAGUAAAAUACGUUAUUCGUUAAAUGGUAAAAAGUGUGUACUGAUUUAAUGGAGUGGCGUGGACUAUCAUGUGAACUGCACCGACUGUUGUCAUUUAUGUGCUUGCUUCUAAACGCUUAGUGACAAGUGCACCAUUGUUGGGUUCAGCUGGUGAUCUUGUAUGUUGAUGAGUCAUGCGGGAAGUUCACUUAUACUGUCGAACAAGACGUCCGCUAUAUUGACUGACACAUUCAUGGAUGUGAUGUGGCGUGAAUAAUCUUGUGAUUUUAGUAAAUGUGCUGUUUGUUUGUUAAGAAGAUGAAUGUUCACUCUGGUAUAUAUCUAGAGCUGUCUUCAUAUUAUGCUAAUUUUCAACCCAGUCUGAACUAAAUUUACUGCAUGUUACUGUCGCUGUACGAGUAGAUGAGAAUUUUUAUGAAUUCGUGUUGAAAACUAAAUCAGAAAGGUAAAAUUCCUGUUAGUGAUCAUCCUGACUCUCAUGCAUUUGCGUCGGCACUAUCAAGAUCCACUUGGGCGAGUGAUUUAGCGAUCUCAAAACAUUGCAGGUCAAAAUGGUUGGUGAUAUGCAGUUAGUUUAAUUCAGUGUUGGUGAAAUGCAUGUUACUAAUAAGCUGACUUUGAACCGGAACAUAUUCAUGGCUUGUUAUUUUCACUGAUUUGGGAAUUUUUCGUCAGAAAUGUUAUUUUGAUGUGUCUUAUUUUGGCCGAUUUGAAGCCAAGGCAGUUUAUUUUCGCAGAUAGAGGGUGUCAGGAAAUCAGAGAGAGUAGCAAGCUGGCGAAAAUUUCCUGGUUCACAGUAUGAUAUGACUUGUUAACUUGUAGCGUUGGUUUUGUGAUAAGUAUGGCUGUUGGACCUACCUCAGUAAAUGGGUUCAAAAAUGCAGGGAUUGGUCUGUGCCUAUAUACUCCAAUUCACGAAAAAAAUGGCACCCUGUUUUUUGGUGAUCUGGUGAAUGACAUCUUUGAAUAGAUAUUUCAACUGAAACUUCACUGUCUGAAGUAUAUAAAAAUACUUACUUUGCCAGCAUUGGACAAGCCUUUUGAAGUGACAUUUUUGGCUUGUUAUGCAUGCAGUGCCAUGUUUUCGUGAAAUGGAGUACAGACUGGAUAUUGUAAUGCGGACAUCGCUGAUGGGAACUUUAAACUAAAUUGUGAAUAUCAGGUUUGAGUUGCUUCAUUUAAACUCGGUCUGAACCAUUGUUAGAAAACAGCCGACAGACAAUUUCUGGACAUGUUUACAAUUGAUAUCUAAGAUUGUUCGGUUUUAAAAUUUUUGAUGAUUGUUUGAACAGAAGCCUGAAACUGAUGUCAACAAUCAAGGGUCCGUUUAUUAGCAGGCAAUAACCGACAAGAUCAUGUUCGAACAUGCACUUUCAAUAAUGCAAUAUUAAAAUGCAUAUGGAUAUGUUUGAUGAUGUUCAUAAGUGGGUCAUACGUAGCUUACAGGUAAAUUAUCCUAUGAAAUUUAUUUUUGAAAAGCAAAUUUUUCAUUUAUUAUUGUAGAAUCUUUCUUGAUGAGCAUCAUAUUACCUCAUUGUGUCGUUUUCUUCUGUGCUGGUAUCAAUGUCGUGUCUGUACGUCCUAACAGAAUAAACGGGAAAAUGGCGGUACGAAUUCACAAAAAUGGCACUUUCUUCUUGUUUUGGGUAAACGAAAACAGAUAACUACAUGCUGUGUUUUUCCGAUCAUGCAGGUCCAACAUGGUUGUCUUCAGUCGGGGAACCUCUUCCACCUCGUUUCCUCUUCAUAUUCUGAAGAUGGCACUCAUUUGGAUGCAUGGAAUAUGCUGGGGAAUGUAACACCGGUAUAUUCCAGGGCCUGGUUUCUCAGUCGGCAUUAGCAGUAAAGUUGGUGUGAAAUCCCAACAAACACUUCUUCUAUUUCAAUUGUAAUUUACUAAAGGAGGUACUGUUUCUGGCAUUUAUCUCCAAUUGAGCAAUUUGACCCGGUUCCGUACACAUGUAGUUUGCCUGGAAAAAAUGGUUUGUUUAUCAUAAAAUUCAGACAAUUAAAUGAAUUUAUGCAUGUAUGAAGUGUAUUCACCCUGGAAACUCAGUGUCUCCUUUCCCUGCAGACAGUCCCAAUCUAGGUGGAGAUGACAAUCUCAUAUGUGCUGGAAAUGGAAAACCAACGAGGAUCGGGAAAAGUUUUGAAAGGGACCUUAAAAUUGUGUCUCUCUUGAAAUCUAAAUAGAUGCAUUUGGUAGCUUGUUCACUUCUUCAUACUGUUUUCAAAAUAAUUAAGAUUAUUGGAUGAUUUCAGCUAGGACUUGUGACGUGGCAUCAGAAUUGUCAUCCUUUUCCCAUUGUGUGAUGCAGGAUGCAGGAUUACUGAUUAGCUGGGGUGGUAUUAAUCAUGUUCAUAGUAUAUUCCAAUGUAUUCUCAAUAACCAUUUAUUUGGUUUCGACUUCACUUGUAGUGUUCAAUGCUCUAUCACGUUUUAGUUGUUUCAUAUUUGAUAAAUGUCACUGCACUCUUUAUGAUAAUUUCUUUCACUUAGACUUUGUACAGGUAGAGUAGAGAACUUUUUUGAAUGCCUCUUUAUAAUUGAAGCUUUUGUAUCCCAGAAAUCCAUAAAAAUCUAUAAAUCCCCGAAGAAUAUUGGAUAUAUGAAUUUGCUGCCCAAACAGUAUCAUUCAGUAUCAUUCAAAUCAUGUUCUCAGCAAGUUUGACCCAAAAUUUUCGAUUGCUGGCCUUGCACUUUCAUUAAAAAAAAUUAAAACCCGGUCUUUUGAAUAUAUUUGAAAUUGGUAUUCAGUAUGUAUAUAUACUCUAGAUUUUGUAAACAAUGCUGUUGUGUACGAACAGAUUUGCUUGAAUAGUAGGUGCACUAUGGCAAGUUUUAUUCUAUUUACUUGUGCCACAAUAAUAUACAAUGAACACGAAACACCUAGGCCUAUUCAUUUUUGUGAGUCGAAAAAUUGGGGCUUUAAAUUGGAGGCCCUUUAGUACUUGGUACAUCCCUAUUUCUUAAGUACAGGGUGUGUCAAAAAAUGCCAGCCUACUUUUCCACGUCAUAAAAAAUUCAGGGUGUUGUAGCUAGGUUUACUAAACACGAGAUCGGGGUAUGUAAUCGUUUACUCAAGUAAGUAACAUGGUGCCCAUUGACCCUUUAGAAAUCCUCUAUAUGGUUGGAAAAAUAGUCGCUGUAUUUUGAUACUCCCUGUACACUGGUUGUUGUGUCUGUGCAUUGUCAUGUUAUUCUGCUGUGAUAUACUGGUGUAAUAUGAUGUGAUACUAUAGAUAUAUUUCUCUACACUUCACGCAUGGGUAUAACUUGUUGUCAAGUUCAAAGAUGUCCUCCGUGUCACUGACUGAAUGCAUGUCAAAGGGACAAGUAAGGACAUGAGAUUGAUUGAGACCGGGGAUAAUACCCUAAGUCGCCGACAUUUGUAGCCACCGGUAGCACUACUUUACCAUUCACUUCGCUGAUCGCUAAUAAAUUACUUUAGGUAAUGUUGUCCCGAUGGUUUUGGUAAUAGCAUGCAUUCAUAUGCUGGCCCAUCGUGUUAUAUUCUGUUCUAGUGUACUGUUUCGUAUGGUGUAAAAAUCUUUGGGGCCUACUGGGGAUCAUGGUCCUGCUGGUGGCAGUUUUCAUAUGAAAACCCAACAUAUCUCAACCCCUUCUUUCCCUUUAAAAAUAUCAUCAAAUCUUUCACAAUGGUGUGAUUGGGGAAUCUAAAUCAUGAAUUGUGGAAUUAUUAGAAAAUAAGGAAAAGUGAAGUAUAGAAUCAUGUGUCUUCAGGUAGUUUCUUCUGGCCAUCCAUAGGUUACUGCUGUCUUUUAUGAAUUGUCGGUCCUCAUGUACAGCCCUCCUAAAGUAAAAAUGAUAGUUUCUCCUCUGAAUGUAGGAAAUCCAGCUCAAAUAAUAAGACGGCAAGUCAAUCUUCCUCAUGGGAGUUCAGAGAUCACAAUUGGUCCAGAACCCUAAAGUGUAUCAUUGAAAGGCCUGGUUUUCACUUUAUAGAACUCUGCCUUUUUUGUCCCUCUUAUCCUAGUAUACUGUAAAUAAAUGUUAUGUUGACAUACAUAGUGCUUAUUCAUUCACAUAAGUCGUACUUCCACCUAUCAAAUCCCCGUGUCUUUUGCGCUUACACCUAUGAAUUGCCAUGUCUAAAUAGACCCGUGUGUCAAAUCCCUGUGUCUAUUCGCCCCAUUGAGCUCGAUGGGGCUAAUCGGGGGCUAAUUUAGACCCGUGUUCAACACGGGUUUUUUGAUAGGUGGAAUCUGAAUAGACGCGGCAAUUGCAAGUUCUAAGAUCCGGCGACAGAUGGCGCGGUGUAGUUGCCUCGGUAUUGCGCAUGCGAAAUUCCCCUCCAACGGGAAAGAAACACAGGAGAGCUCCCUACCUACAGCGCACCUGUCGCCGGGGCUAUUAACCAUUAUCUAACACCACUGAUAGGUGUAAGUGCUUCCCGGGUUUUUUGACACACGGCGAAGACACGGGUCUUGAAAAAACACGGGGUUUUAUGAUAGGUGGAACUACGACUAUAGACUUGUCACACAUACCAUUAUCAUCUUAAAUGGAUUUUUAGAAGAUAUCAUAAAAACUGAUAGAUGUUCUAAUAAAUCUUUUGAUGAUGUGGGGUGUAAACCAGCUGUAAUGUCUCAUAGGUACAUUAAACCUUUUGCGUAUCAAUACAAGGUGGAACCAGUAACUGUAACACGCUUGGUGGCAAUGUGAGCAUUUCAUCUUUUGUUCGUCCACUAGUGAUGAUGUGUUUUGUUCUUUAAAAAGCAACCGAAAGAUGUAACGUCAUUUUGACAUUGUGGGUUGACAAAUAUAAGAAUGUAAUUCUACCUAAGGUGACAUUUCUCUCAUUGUUUCUAGGUUAAACAUUAGAGUAUUUGAGUAUUUGGCGACUCUGCCAAAAAAGGGUCAAAUGCUAUAAGCUCCACCGACUGGGUAUAUCAGCUUGCGGGUUCCUUAUCAACAACUGAUUGUAAAUAACCUUCUACUUUUCAUGUACAUGUACAGUCUUGAGCUGUUCGCGUGACAAGGUGGCCUCAUUCAUCAAUAAGUUCUCCGGUAGAUUUCAGUUGUGUCCUGGCUAGUAAAAGAGUAUAGUUUCAAUAACGUAGCGUUAAAUGUGUUGUACUCAUCAAAUCUCUCACCAACAUUAUUUGUAGGAAGUCUUAUUUGAAUGGUUUUGAAUGGCAAAAAUGUAUUUCGAAAAAAUGAACCCGGUAACGAAAUAACUUCCAACAAUGUGGCCCGUAACUUCCUCUACUUCAGUCCUAUUGGUUUCUAUUUUACAUUUUUUUAUUCAAAGUCCUGUCAUGGGUUAAAAUAUCUCAUUGCCAUUCAUAGCCUCCAUCAUCACUAUUGGAAUUUGUGUUCGAUGGGAUAACCACAUCAUGCGAUUUGUUUGCUGAAAUUGAAUUCUCUCAUCUGAGAAGUAUCCUUUGAUGUCUACACAAUAGACCUGAACCAUUGUAUUUGUGUACAUGUACUGGUGUACUAUUAAUCAAGGCCUAAUCAGUCACCCUAAUUGUGUCCUAAUGAUAUAUUGGAGUAGGCCUUAUAACUUUUUCAGCUACUGGCACAUUUGUAUUUGAGCAGAUAAGCGAUUUUCCUAAUGUUAUUGUUACAGAUCAGAGCUGUGUUAGGAAUUUAUUUCUUCUUUAUACAAAUAGUGUUGGUUGAUAUAAGAGUUAUCAUACAGAUCAUUUUGUAAUAGCUGUAAUAUUUGUUUUAUGUAAAAAAAACCAUUGUGAAUACUACAGUUCUAGUGUAUUGAUAUAUUGGAAUAUAGGCCUGUGUUGCAGAAAUAUAUUACUAGUUUUCUGCGUUCCUGCCUGUCUCUAUGUAAGAAUGUGUAAGUAAAGUGUCCAAGUUCUCACUUCUUCUUCUUUGAAUUCGAAAUACAAAUUCUUCACUUUACACACAACUCCGUAAGGGAGUUCCUGUCAUUAUAGUUCCAUUUCGAAACAAUCUAAGGCAAAUGUCAAGCCAGCAUUUUGGAAAUUUAAAGUGUCCCUGUGUAGAGAAGGUACAUGUCUGGAAAAUGUGCACCCUUUUGGUCUUAAAUGAAGCUUUCUAUAGGUUCUUCUUACUGUUCUUAUUGUAAUGUUCAUUGACGUAGAAGUUUAUGGUGUAACACAUUUUGUAGGUUUUAUCGGACUGAGUGCUUGAGUUCUGUCACUUGUAAAUCUUAGUAAACAAAAACCCACAAACGUGUGUAUGAAACAGUGCAUCAUGAUAUAAAAUAUUAGUACAGCUUGGACUUUGUAAAUAAUCAUGACUGUGAAAUGAUACCAUAAUGGAAUAUGUAUACAUGUUAGAUACAUUUUCACCACUAGAAAA